AUGCAAUGUUUGAGGCGUUACAGAGACAGCAAUAAGCCCCAUCCCCACAUUACUAAUGCGUUCAAAUAUCUCUCAAGUAUUAUUGCAACUCUAAUUGCAUUUUUGGAUAAGAAUAUUGUCGCUCCUACUCUUCCUGGAAGCAGCUGGAAUUAUAUGAGAACCACUUGGGUGGUUGCCAAUAUUAUCAGUUCUAUGUAUAAGCUACUUUGGGAUGUUGUGAUGGAUUGGUCUCUAAUGCAAUUCAAUAAGGAUUCAGAGCACAAACUAUUGAGAAAAGAGCUGUUCUUUCAUCCAUACUUUUACUAUUUUUCAAUAGUGACAAACAUUUUAGCAAGAUUCUUUUGGAUUGUCGUUUUACUGUUGAAACAGUUUUACAGUAAAUAUUUAACAGAUCAGUGGAUAGAAUUUCGUGCGACAAAUGAAAUUCCUCUGCCAUUUGAAAUUACUAGAAUGAUCAAUGCAAAAGAAAAUCACAAACGUGGACAUCCAAAAUCUGAGGAUGACAACAACAGGAAAAUUAGUCUCAAUCCGAAGAAUUUCCUUAAACACAGCAUCUCUCAUGUUUCAUCACUACUUGGUCAUGGAUUUGGUUCAAAUCAUAAUGUGAGUCCACGAAAAUCGGUUCAGCAAGAGCACGAAUAUGAGUUGGACAUGUAUCAUGUUUCUGAUGCAGUUAGCAAAACAAAUGUUGUUGAUAAAUCCAACUUGUCGAAUGGAAUAAGCAACCACGAUAAAGAUGUUGUGAUCGACAUCAAGGAUGAUGGAGAUGAGUAUGAUGGUGAGAUGAGUCCAUCCAUGAAGCCCAAAUCAAGAAAGAAGACCAUUGUUGUGGUUGAGGAUGAUGAAAUUCCAGAGACACCCCAUCUGACGACAAGAUUUGGAGACAUUUUCACCAGCGAGCCCGAAAAUCAGCAUAUGGACAAUGAGAAGCCAAACAAAACGGAAGAUCAAGAGAAGAAAUAG
This is a messenger RNA of Naegleria fowleri, 963 nucleotides long. RefSeq lists its product as uncharacterized. Bases 1 to 963 code for a protein of 320 amino acids. Gene Ontology annotation, cellular component: cytoplasm; membrane. NCBI's taxonomy places the organism in Eukaryota, Heterolobosea, Eutetramitea, Acrasida, Naegleriidae. The transcript is spliced from 6 exons. The record is from RefSeq and is a predicted model, not a curated record.